CUGACAGGAUGGCCAUGUAAACACAAACAUGCUUUCCGGACCGUAAGGCAGUUUUUCCAAAGGGGUUUUUGCAGCCGAGUAAUACUAUUCUCCUGAAGUCACAGCUUAAACCAUCGUUUUUCAUCACGUUCUACGUAUUUUUCCAACGUAUUUGUGUUCUUGGUAAGGGGAAAAAAUCGACUAUUGCACUUUUAAUGCGCUAGUAAGCACACUGUUCAGCACGCUAGUCUGGUGCUGCUCUGCUCUGGCUGCUCUGCGCGUCCCCACCGCUGGGUAGUGUGUGUGAGUUUCAGAGAGAGAGAGAGAGAGAGAGUGUGUGUGUGUGUGUGUGUGUGGAGUUUCUGCGGGGAGACGCUCCGAUGGUGCUGAAUUUUUCCAAGAUGUCGUCGCUGGAACAGAGACUCUCCCGAAUCGAGGAGAAACUGAAGCAGGAAAAUAACGAACCCCGCAGACGGAUCGACCUCAACAUCGACAUGAGCCCGCAGCGCUCGCGCCCGAGGCCCAUCAUCGUGAUCCAGCUCAGUCCUGCUCCAGCCCCUUCCCAGCGCGCAGCUUUGCAGCUGCCGCUGGCUAACGACGGCGGGAGCCGCUCCUCUUCCUCAGAGAGCUCACCACAGCACCAUUCGUACCCCAGUCGACCACGACACAUGCUCACGUUGCCUACGCCACCCUAUGGCCUGCAGAAGAGCUUGGAGAAUGCUGAAAUCGACCAGAAACUACAGGAAAUCAUGAAACAGACGGGUUACCUGAAGAUUGACGGACAGCGUUACCCUGCGGAGGUGACGGAUCUGAUCAACGAGGGCGAGAUUGGAAGUGGUACCUGUGGACAGGUGUUCAAAGUGCGCUUUAAGAAAACUGGUCAUGUCAUCGCUGUUAAGCAAAUGCGGCGGACGGGUAAUAAGGAUGAGAAUAAGAGGAUACUUAUGGAUCUGGAUGUGGUCUUAAAGAGCCAUGACUGCCCGUAUAUCAUCCAGUGCUAUGGCGCCAUAGUCACCAACACCGAUGUGUUUAUUGCUAUGGAGCUGAUGGGGACGUGUGCGGAGAAGCUAAAAAAGCGGAUCCAGGGGCCCAUACCAGAGUGCAUUCUGGGGAAGAUGACCGUGGCGAUAGUGAAGGCUCUGCUGUAUCUGAAGGAGAAGCAUGGCGUCAUCCACCGAGACGUGAAGCCCUCAAACAUCCUGUUGGACGCUAAAGGCCAGAUCAAGCUCUGUGAUUUUGGAAUCAGCGGCCGCCUUGUCGACUCCAAAGCUAAAACCCGCAGCGCCGGCUGUGCUGCUUACAUGGCGCCUGAGCGAAUAGACCCUCCAGACCCCAGUAAGCCUGACUAUGACAUCAGAGCCGAUGUUUGGAGUCUUGGCAUCUCUCUGGUGGAGCUGGCUACAGGACAAUUCCCAUACAAGAACUGCAAGACAGACUUCGAGGUGCUGACCAAAGUGCUACAGGAGGACCCUCCUCUUCUGCCUCUCAGCAUGGGCUUCUCCCUCGAUUUCCAGUCCUUUGUUAAAGACUGCCUCACAAAGGAUCACAGAAAAAGGCCAAAAUACCACAAGCUGCUUGAACACAGUUUCAUCCGGCGCUACGAGGUGUUGGAAGUGGACGUGGCAGGCUGGUUUCAGACAGUGAUGGAGCGCACCGAGUCUCCACGCAGCAGCCAGUGCUACAGCCAACACCAGCUCCACUCGCUGUUCAGCAGGUAGCCGCGCAUGCAGAGACGAGCGGACGGAGAGACAGAGGGACGGAUGAAGAGAGAGCGUGGAGGGUUGUGUGUGAAAAGGGGAAGGGAUGGAGCAAGUGAUAAAGGCUGGUUUGAGACAGAGUAAAGAUGACUGACAGACAGACACGGGCAAGUGUGUUGUAAAUUUGAAACUUAUUUAUAUUUAUCUUUAUAUAUUUUUUUCUUUUCUUUUCAUCCACCACUCCAUCAGGACGGACAUUAGCCUUAGGAGUUGCUAGUCGUGCACGUUCACAUGUAUAGUGUCAUACACAUUCACUACCGUUAUAAGCUAUAGAGCACUGUACAGUGUAAAGCGAGAGCUGUGAAUAUCAUCACAUCUUACAUCACGUAUUGACUUCAAAUCAGUGUAAGCCAUAUGGCUGCGCGGUGUGUGUAGCCGCCCUACGUAGUGUGUGUACAGUUUUGUGUUCAUACUGAUACUGUGUCCUUCACCACGGUCGUUAGCUCCACAUCCUCCAUUAGCCCCUUACUCAGGGACUGAACAGAGUAGUCGAACAACACUGAGCCAAGGUGUGUGUGUGUGUGUGUGUGUGUGUGUGUGUGUGUGUUUUGUGCAUUUGUGAGUAGUCCUAUUAGAUCUAAUUUUUAAUAUAUGGCAGGUCCUCAUUUUCCUGGACAGCUUCGCGUGUCCGUAGAUAUUUAAUAACUCAAGGAAAAUAGAUGGAAACAGUAGUAUUCUGAAAUGUGUGUUUGUCCGUAACAGAUCUACCACACGGUUAGAAAAUUAGGACUUGUUAGAAAUAGUGCUUAAAAGUGAUUGACUUUCAACAUUUGCUGAUGGGAAGUUAUUUUGCUGUAAAGACAAAAUAAAAAAAAAAUUAGUUUAGCUUGUAGCAUUUAAUCUAGACCAUACUUUUAUUAUACACACCUCAGGAGAGUUAUAGGUAUGCAAGCAGGAAAAAAGACUGAGAGGGGAUUUGUUUGCUGUCAAAGAUAAUACCCACCUAAUGCCUGGUUUAUGCUUCAUCAGAAGCACCAGAACGUUCCUGGUUUUACAGAAUAUCAGAGAGUUUCUCGGCUAUUUGCAAGUAGUGUCCAGAUGGAAGCGCCUUUUCUGACUAGCCUCCACAGAGGUGAGGUUGUCAUAGCUUUCGAUAUUAUCUGAGGAGGUGGUUAUGUUGGACUGGAUACAUAAAAAAUUUAGCUAGCUAAGCCACAAAAAAACCAGUGACUUCAUAAGAAACACCUUUAUUGUGUUGACUUGACCAACUGGACAUAUAUAAAUGAACAAAUUCAAAAAGAAAAUGAAGCAUCACAUUCAUUAACAUCACCUGGUUGAUCAAACAGGCUAAUAAACAUUCACUGUGUUGCUGUUGGGGAAAUGACCAACAGCUUAGCUACUUUACAUUGCAUCUCAGAGUUCAUCGAGUUAAAGGUGGUACCAAUUCCCACCCAUUUCACUCUUUACUUGUCUCUACUGGCCAAUCACAGCUCAGUUGGGCGGCACAUUUAGAUCCAACCAUUGACAUCCCCCAAUCAUGAACUUCUCCAAAGUGCUUUUCUGAUGAAGAUUUCAGGAACCACAUUGUAAUGGAGCAUAAACCAAGCUGAAGUGAUCAAAAGGAGAAGAAUUGGCAUUGUGGCUAAGCUGUUCUGUAAACAUUUCUGUAAAGAAGAAGGGAAGGUAAGAAAAGGAGAUAAAGACAUGUCUGGAUGGAAAGAUGAGGACUGAAAAUAAAUUCCAUUGAACGGUCAAUGGAACAUUUUUGGUUUUGUCGCCCGUCCAACUCCAUCUAAAUCAGACCUUUUAUCAUUGUCAUCAUUAUCAUUCUGUCUUUCCAUUAUUUUACCUCGUUCCAUUCACUUUCGGCUUGUUGUUUUCACAUUUAAGUUCAGCAAACCAAAGCAGUGUAGGUUUGUCUCCUUUGUCACCAGUCCACAGCUUGCAGAAUAGCCACAUUUCCCAGAACCAAAGCCGUAGCUGAGAGGUCACUGCUCUUAAAGCCAAAUCACUGCACGAGCGAAAGGAGAAAAGAGAGCGUGAGCGAAGAAAGAAAGUGGGGUAGGGAGAAACGGGACACUGUACGUCGACAGAAGGAUCAGUACGAGUAGAAGAGCGGCAGGAUAUGCGAAAGGCGUCUAAAGGAACGUGAAGGAAUUUGGGAAUGUAGGAACGGACAGAUGAGGAGAGAUGGGAAAGGAAAGUGUGACGGGAGUACUAAGGUUUUUGGAGUGUAUAUUUUCCUGACGGUGUUGAGGUUAGCGUUUGAUCUUCACUGACUGCUGGACAUUGCAGAAAAGCUUUCCACGGUAUCAAACCAAUAUACCUGUUUUUUUUUUUCCUGUUUAUUUUUUUUAUUGCUAGGGACAAUUAGUGUGUUAUUUUUAUUGUCUUAUUCAUUGUUGUUGAAUCUUUUUUUUAAUUAUGAUUAUAUUUAUUUAUUGUUACUGCUGCUACUGCUUUUGCUUUAGAUGCUGCUGUUGAUUUUUUAUUUUUUUUUGUUCCCCAAAGGACAGUAAGUUUUUUUUUUUUUUUUUUUUUUUUUAUGUUUCCCAAAACCAAAAAACGUGAAACGUUGCAAUGUCUACACAUUAACCAAAUACAUGCGAGACUGAACGUGAAUAAAAAGGCUGUAAGAUAGCAUCAAGGAUUUUUUAUUUUAUUUUAUUUUUUUUUAAAUCAUAUAUAGUUUUAGAAAGUUCUAGACACUUCACGACGAUACAAACACAGUGUUUCAAUUUCAUAGCUAACUAAUUAUUGGUAGAACAAGUAUUAAAGAUGCGAGUGGUCAUAUUUAUAUAAGAGCUCUAUUUCAGCAGUUAGCUGUAAUCAUGUAGGUAGGUGUGAUUUGUGUUAGCUUUAGUCUGUUCCGUCCUGUGGUGGAUGUAGCGUUUUGAAAUUUCUCCUCAUUGUUUUUUCUGUUGAAUAGCAGUCUGGGUAGAUGGGCUUCAACAGAAAGGAAGCUUUAUAAGUUUAAAAAUUGAUAUUACAAUACCUAUGAGAUGGGCUUCACCUUUUUCCCCGAGUCUGCCAUCUUUAUCAGCAUAUCUGCAUUAAAUGCACUAUAAAAUACGAUAUUGUGUACAGUAUAAAAAUCUCCAAACCUGCCGGCUUGCCCCACAUGAUCACUUUCUGUCAGUUUGUCAGUCAGUCACUUGCUCUUUCUGAGUGUAGAUCUUGUGAAAUGUCACCCAGCUAAAGGUGUCAUCCAUUUGUAAAAGAUUAAACUACAACCGAAAGCAUAUUAAUGCUGAGUCAGCACGGUGAUACUGACACUUCUGUAUGGCUUGUGCAGCCACUGUGCUUGCUAAAUUUCACAUGCAGAUAAGAGAGAUCUGUGGAACAGCCUAAACCACGUUUACAUUUCCACACAUUUAACUAGCACAACCAGUUACGUUACGAGUAUGUUCCCUGAAUGCGUUUACAUGCAUACUAAUAAUCCGAUUAUUACCCGAUCUCGGCAUUCACUGCAUCAUUAUUAUUAAAAGUGGCCGUGUAAAUUCACAUAUUUACGGCAUUCACGUGAUUGUGUAAAUAGCAUACUACCUUUUAAAUCUCAUUAUAUACAUUUCAAGAAAGUUGCCACCUAGAUUUCAUCCGAAUAAUCAGAUUAUUUAGCAAAUGUAUAGUGUUAAUGUGAUCUCUUUCAUUUUUUAAUUUUUCUGACUGAUAUAGAAGGGUAAUUUUUUUUUAGUAGAGUCAGUUUGAUAACCUUAUGUCUGAGCCACACUAGAGGAUAAUUUUGCCCGAAUCAGAAGCUUCAGAUGAGCGCCAGUUUGUCCGAUUAUCUUCUCCGAUUAUACUGUGGUGUGAGGUGUGUAUAUUUUUAACCCCUCGGAUUUACUGGAAUCUUGACGUCUUGCAUGACAGACUGAUAACCAGUAAGCUGAACUGUUGUCACUAGUGUUUGUUCUGAUCUGAAGUCAGAUUUUUUUUUCCACAAGAAAUUCUGCAAAAUCCCAGGUUUCGAAGCUCACGAUCAUUGGUCAGUUAGGCUAAGCGUGGGUUGUAAGCUUAAUCGGUAAUAUAGUGUUUGGUGUCUGUCAUUAUGUCUGGGGUCUCGAAUGUUCUACCUCUGUUAACAUUGUAUAAAUACUGUAGUGUGGAUCAGACAUUAAAAACUCCCAAAUACAAAUUUAGCACUAACUUGACUCGAUAAAAAACAUAACAAAGCUGAUAUAUUUUUAAUAUUGUAUACCUUAUGAAAAAGAACUUGUGUAACAUUUAUAAAUGCUAAUCAGCUGUUUAGUCAUGAAAAUGGUUUAAAUAUUUACAAGUUGCCUAAUGUGUAAAGUAGUGAGGUCCUGAUUUCUCCUUUUGAGGCGAUAUCAAUAUCAGAGCUGUGAGUCGGCUGAUAACCGAUCUUGGGCCCCGAUACAGACACUUUGCUAUUGAAAAAUAUUUAUAGCAGCAUUAC
Messenger RNA from Pangasianodon hypophthalmus (striped catfish), 6093 nucleotides. RefSeq names its product mitogen-activated protein kinase kinase 7 (gene map2k7). NCBI's taxonomy places the organism in Eukaryota, Metazoa, Chordata, Actinopteri, Siluriformes, Pangasiidae. The record is from RefSeq and is a predicted model, not a curated record. Gene Ontology annotation, molecular function: protein kinase activity; ATP binding. Gene Ontology annotation, biological process: protein phosphorylation. Bases 360 to 1697 code for a protein of 445 amino acids. The transcript has 12 exons.